AUCACACAGUAUUACACGCAAGAGGAAGCCUCUAUCUUUAGGAUUUGUUUCUAAAGCCUUCACCGAAGCCUGGUCGAAGAGGAUCCUCACGCACCGGAACAAGUCAAGUAAAAAUGUCUGCCUUGUACACAACUGUGAGUGACAGACCAGCACUGCAUCGACGUGAUUGUGAAGAAUCCGAGAACACCCGGAGAAGAUAUCACUCGCAUUAUGCGGUGAAGCGUGCAACGGAGCCAGCGAGGCAGGUCACGCCCAGGGAGAGCCCGCCCGAAUCGAACCCGCAACCCCCCCCUGUAGACGACUGCGAGAGACUGGGGACUCUGUUCGGCGAGCUGAACAAGUGCCUCCGAAAUGUGGGCUUCACCCAGGUGUACUUUGGGGAGAAGAUCGUGGAACCGGUCGUGGUGGUGUUUUUCUGGGUGAUGUUGUGGUUUCUGGGGAUUCAGGCCCUUGGAUUGGUUGGCGCUCUCUGCAUCGUCAUCAUCUACAUCCAGAAGUAACGUUGGGAGGCGGAUGUCCGACAUGGCGGAGAAAUCCCUCGGUGGAGGGGGGGGGGGGGGGGGGCUCUGUCCGCAGAAUGCUCGAUUCCGUUGUGCUUUCGAUGGCUCCAGAGUUGCAGCCUUCAGGGAAUUGCAUAUCAGGUAGUGAGACAUGGUGAUGUCACAGAACGAGAAAUGGGCGGGCUGACCACCGAUUCGAACCUGCCAUUGUUUUUCUUUUCGGUGGAUGGCAAAUUCAAUCCUUUCGUUCAAAAAAAAGAAAAAUAAUUGAGAGCCGAAUGCACAUUUGUUUUGAGCCAUGGAAACUCAGUCUCACAUCAAAAGUGCCAAGUUGAAUGUUAUUUAUAAUAAAACAAAAUAAUAUAUAUAUAUAUAUAUAACCAAAUAUAUAUGAGGUUUCUGAAGCGGGAGUAAUUUAUUUAAAUUAUUAAAAUGGAGAAAUUAUAUAUAAUCUCGUUUGGAUGAUGAAUUCAGAUUUGUAAAUUGCACAGAUGGUUCUUUCCUGAAAGUAUACUGCAGGGGUGCUUUUGGGCGAAGUAUGAAAUCCAGUUGGAAGGACCCUGCAUGUAUGAAGAUGUUUUAAUUUUAUGUUUUGGGAGACUACGUCAUCAUGCCGUUCAAGAGUAGAUUGGUGAAAUGGCCCCAGAGAUGCCUUGGUCGAGGGGUAACGAGGCUUAUCGUGGGGAUGUUGUGUGAGAGGCCGCCUACUAGUUCUCACCCAGGGGUUAGCAACCCCGGUCUUGGAGAGCUGCAGGAUCUGCUGGGUUUUGUUUUCAUCUGAAAAUGAUCAACUGCUUUCAUUGAUCGGUUAAGUGCUGGGCAACAACGAAAGCCAGCACACCCUGCAGCUCUCUAGGAUCCAGGUUGCUGACCCCUGUACUAGUCCUAACCCUUUGGGCUACUUCAGUUAGCUCCUGAAGCUCUCUGAACACUAACUAGGAUGGGGAGUCUUGGUUUCUUGGUUAAUGACUCCAAGCCCCCCCACCCCACAACUAUUGUGGGAGGGUGGUAUAUGGUCUCAAAAAAGUAGGGAAGAUAAUGUAUAUGGCCAAACAAACUAAAUAAUUUUACUGUAAAUCCAAUACACCUGAAUGUAAUUAAAGCAUUUAACAGGGCUAUUACUGAUAAAAAAGGUAUAGGCAUGGUUGGACAGAAUGGGCUUUUCAUUUUAAAUCAUACUCAUAAAUCAUAUUCUCAAUCUAUGUAUUCUAUACAUGAUGCAUAUCUCUAUAUUCACUUUGUGUUUCAUGUCUGUUAUUGGUGUGCAGUGGAGAAAAAACAAUGGUUGGCUUGGUCAGUGAAAGUGGUUAGUUUGAAAGCUCUGAGACAUAAAAUAAAAUCAAAACCAUAAGAAGCGGAAACGCCAGCCUGCUUUAAAUGUUGGUUCUUUGAUGGACGGUUUAGCUGAAGAUGUACAGUAAAUCCAUAAUAGAUGAAGGUUUCUAUAAUCAGCUGAGCAUGCCUUUUCAAUCCUUCUGCAUGCUGCGAUGCAGAGAUGUUUUCAAACGGACAGGGUUUUUUUAAUGGGUUGCAUGGGUCGGUCUGAAAAACGGUAUCGGAUACGAGAAAUCGUGACACUCGGCUCAAUUUGUCUCGCUAAUUGUGGAGGUCACACUGCACCCUUGUUUGUAGUAGCUAUUUCUGGCUAGGAUGAGCGCCCUUCGAUCAACACCCAUUGGCUUAAUGUUCUUCUUAAGAAGUCGCGUGUGAACCCUACCUUGGUAAACCCCAAAACAGGGCUGGCUUUCCGUUGCUGGCCUCCUUAUCCUUGGUAUGCGAUUUCGAUUAUGUGCCUACUUUAAACCAGGGGUUAAUAUUUAACUACUUCUGAUUAUGUGGCUGCUCUUAGGUCGGACCUGAAGCAGACUUUUGACUUUCAUUUUACACACUGUGACACUCCCUUGGAGACCGAUGUCAUAUCUUAUCGUGUUCUGUGGUAUUCAGGUUUAGCACUUUGUUUCCGGAUCCAGACUAUAAGUGAAGGAGCGAAACGCACCUUCACUGUUCACUGUUGUCCUCAGAGUGCCACAGGACAUGCAAGUCCUAGUUAUUCAGCACUUGAUUGACACAUUAAAGCAGCUUGUUACAGUUAGCUCAUACAGCCACCUACAGCUCUCAAACUGCCGGGCUAAACACCUCCGAACUGGCAUGGCAGCGUACAGAAAUAAAUCUACUUUCCCAAUGUAGUACAGUACAGGGCUGUCAUAUGCCAUGGUGGUAAGGAAGAUUACAUACUGUAUACAGUAAAUAAGAUUAUUUAAUAAGUACUGACAAUCCUCUGUUACUGUAAGACCAAAGUGCAUUCUCGAUCCACAUUAAUCAUGAACAUAAGGAUUUGUUAGCCUGGGGAAAACUGUGGGCCAGCAAUCAGUAACAAGAUCAGAAAUUGUAUUUACAAAACAAGAUGGACAGCUCCUGUAUCUCUUCCACCCUUUACUUCUGUAGUUCUUUGGCUGUUUGGUGUUCAUAAAAUUUGGACAAGACAGCCCAUUGUACACCUGAGGGCCAGUGUGUGUUUGCAGGUUUUUGUUUCCACCAAUAGCCAAAAUAAAGUCUGUUUCCACCAAUAACCCUGGCUAAAUGAGCUAACUGGCUGUAUACACCAUUACUGGCUCACUUGUAGAUUAUAUCACAGUGAAACAUUUCAUAUAGGGAUACAAGAACUGUCUUCACCUGUCAGCCAUGUGCUUGGAAAUGUAGGCAAAAUGUCAGAUGGUGUAAAUGUUAGUGCUGCUGAAACAAGACCAGGGACAUGUUCAAUCUGAUAACAUUUUGAACUAUACGUUUUCUCUCAAUGGUGUGCAACGUUUUGCAACAGGUUUUGAGGUAUGUUUGUUCCUGUUUGGUGGGUGUGUCAGCGGUGUAGUUUGAAUCAGUAAUGACGUAGGCCUAUGCUUUAAAGGCUGGAGAACGCCUUGGGAGCAAACCAGGCCUUGUUGGCCAAAGCGAUCAAAUCAUCACCUUUAGUUCCAUGUCACCAUAUCGGAGAAUUGUUCAUAUGUAAACUGUCACCAUGCUGUAUAUUUUCCAUCUGGUUUAGUUUUGUUUGAAGAAAUAUUUUCAUGGGAAAUGGAUCCUGUUUUAACAUUUUUUGUAUUGCAAAUUACUUUAAAAAAAAAAAAAA
Conger conger (European conger) is the source of this 3624-nucleotide messenger RNA. It is a transcript of the gene fam241a, whose product is annotated as family with sequence similarity 241 member A. The transcript has 2 exons. NCBI's taxonomy places the organism in Eukaryota, Metazoa, Chordata, Actinopteri, Anguilliformes, Congridae. Bases 114 to 500 code for a protein of 128 amino acids. Gene Ontology annotation, cellular component: intracellular membrane-bounded organelle. The record is from RefSeq and is a predicted model, not a curated record.